Molecule: messenger RNA, 1335 nt
Organism: Neolamprologus brichardi
Lineage: Eukaryota; Metazoa; Chordata; Actinopteri; Cichliformes; Cichlidae
Source: RefSeq, a predicted model, not a curated record
CUGUGUGCACACUUAUUUUGAAGGCAUCGACAGGAAGUAAACCCCUAAUUCCAAAGUGGACCUCUGCAGGAAAGUUUCUCAAGGGAUUCCUUUGUUCGUGGGUUUGGACCAGGAGAAAGUGGAUAUAUGGGAUGAAAUAAACCAGAAGUUAAUAACAUCAGCUGAGUGAGAGCAAAGUGAGGAGGAGGAAGCUGUGGACACAACGAGGAGUUCUCGGUGAAAAGGCAGAAAGUUGCUAAUGGAAAGAGAGGGAAGGGGAAAGAUGACGAGGAGGAGCCGAGGACGGAGCUGAGCUAUGUGGCAAAUCUCCGAAGAACUUCUCCGUCCGUGAAAGCAGCAGAGCCGCCUUUAUUUCGAAAAAGCGAUGGAGGGAGAGAAGGAGCGACUGAGACAACACCGGGAUGAGAAGGAGAGCAACGAAGCAGAUGAUUACGGCAAGUGUGACGACGACAAAGACAAGGUCGAGGGAGACGAUGAAGACUUGGUGGGGGCAGCGCUGGUCUGGCAGGAACGCUACGGCGAGGACAAUCUAGGCCUUCCCAUCAUGCACUGGGAGGCCCUGAGCCUGCGUAUUGCCGAGCUCGAGAAGCAGGAAGAAGAGAAGAAGGAGAAGAGGUUAAAGACUGGCCUUUCUCUGGAGCAAGGAGGAGCCCCAGUCAGCUGGAAAGAGGAGCGAGGGAAGAGAACGGAGAGCUGGGAGGACGGAGACGACGCCUGCAAUAGUCACGUGCUCGCACUGACCUCUCGGUACGGGCGCGCCUCUUAUUUCUUACUGGAUGUCUGUUUGUGUGGUCGCUGCAGUCUGCUCGCAUCUGUUGCAAGAUUUCCCGUCUGUUUUCUGCUGAAGAGAGGAAGUGUUCAGAUUCACAAGGAUCCUCAGCCUUCAAGCAAACCAGAGAAACAAAAGUCGAGAGGCUUCAGGAACACUCUGAAGAACCUGCGAGACCGACUGAGGACCGACCACAAGUCUUUGACCACAGCGCGGAGUGAUCCUGUAAUCCAGAGGAGACAUUUGGAGCACAGCGAUCUGCAGGGUUUCACUAUCAAGGAGCUGAAUGCUCUCUGUGCGUCUCUCAGCCAGGCUAUACAAGAUCUGAGCUCAGAGCUGGUGGGUCGCCUCCAGGUCCGAGACCAGCUUAGGACGGAGCAGGACGCCAUGCUGCUGGAGGUACAGGAUCUAACGUCACUGUGACAUCACGUCCACGUGUGAGCAGCUGGGAGGAGUGGUUAUGACUUAAACAUUAUUAGGGUAACUCCACAAAGUUCUCCACAACAUCUGAGACUUUCCCUGCUGCUGUUGGUCGGACUGGUCGAUCACUGUGAGGUGUUAGUCUC